UCGGUUUGUGUUAGACGUCGAUGUUGUAUUGCUCGUGUGAAAAAUUAGCGUUUUCUUGACUCCAGCCAGUCUGCUUGCAGCCCAGAUGAUUGUCGAAUCUAGGAUCGUGAUGGUGACCAGUGUUUAGGGGUAUCGGAAGUGCGUCCGGUCGAUCUGUUUCACUGCCGUGGACGGUUUUACAUAUUUGGUCCCGUGAGAAGGUGAAAGUGAAGAUCUUCCAUUGGAUUAAGUUGUUGAGUGUGUGUGUCAAGAAAGUGCAUCAUCUUCCAGUUGGGUGUUUUGCUUCGCCUUCUUUUUUCGAGGUUCACUCCCAUUCUGAUUACCGAGAGGAAUUCGCCCGUAUGUAUGCAUCCUCACGCUCGCAUACGUACGUAGGUCCUUUCUGGUGAAUGUGAACCAGUGCCGGUGUAUUGGUGAAGUAAUAUUCCUGUUUUGUUGAUAGUGGGUGGUGUUUGGGAUGAAAAGAUGAUUAAUAACAACCACUUUGAAGAGAGUGAAGUUUAGUGUUUACCAGUCAACAGAAAAAGGAUAUUAAUUUUUAUCGAAUGUGUUACGUCAGCUUACAUGCGAGGUCUACGAUCGAGUAAGUGUGUAGCGAAAGGUUAGGAAUUUAUGAAAAAGAAGAAAAAAAAGAGGUUAUCAAGUGAGUGAGGCAACCGGCUUUCACAUGCAGCUCGAUGAAAUCGAUCAUCCAUCGAGGGAGAGUGGUGAUAAUUAAAAGUAUAAAACAAACACUGAAGACGAAAGGCGUGACAAUAAUAUCUCGUCUCGUCGAGUGUCGAUCGAAAGCAACAUAAUGACAGAAAGAAAGUUUACCCGCGGGCUCAAUAAGCCCGGAAUGGCCGCCCAGCUGAGGGAGAACAUCUCGCAGGUUGUACGUGAAUCUGCUUCACUUAACAAACCAGUCCUGGUAGAGCCUAUUGACUUCGAGGGGUUUAUCAUUAAAAACAAAACUCUCAUUCAAAAUGAUCCCCAACGAGAGCUACUGUUAUAUCCCAGCGACGAUGUGACGGAAGUGGUACUAUCGAAAAAAUUUCGAACCAUUACCAGCAACAUACCGAAUUUUUCCAGAACUUCAUCCAGCAGUAGCGAUAGUACUAAAAGUACCAGCAAUCCAUCAUCCAACGGAGCAUGCAUAAACGACAGUAGACCAUCAUCGCCCACCGUAAAUGUACAGGGUCAUUUGUUGACUCGCCAAGCCUUACAUACCUACGAGUCCGCUAACCAUGUGAUACACUACAAAUACAGUGCUUACGGAGGAACAUAUUUAGAGUUGCCACGAACGUCUCCGUCUGACGAAUUGAAAGAAGAACUGUAUGAAAUCGACACUGAUCACGAUCGGAUGGAUGAACAGAUGACACGUUCCCAGGCAGAUACGAUCACUAAACAGGGUUAUCUAAUGAAAGGACCGGAAACAAACUCGGAUCGUAUGUUUGCCCACAUCGGUUCGAAGUCCUUCAAACGACGUUAUUGCUAUCUUCGGCAGGAGAUCGACGGAACCUACAUACUAGAGUUACACAAAGACGAGAAACAAGUUGAGGCAAAAACAACUAUUGUUAUGGAUUUUUGCACUGAAGUGAUAACAAACCCGAAAAAGGGACGGUACUGCUUCGAACUUAAAAUGAAUGCUGGCCAACAUAAAUCCUUCACGUUGGCGGCCGACGAUGAGACUGAUAUGGAGGAUUGGCUCAAAAAGAUUUCCUCUGUGAUUCAACAAAACAAACUGCAAGAUGAUAAGCGGGCUGCUUCAUUAGAGAGAGCCCCACCUCCCAGUCCGAGCACCAUGAUGUACGGUACUUUAAAGGGUCUAGAACAGAGUAUGAACCCCCAGUUAAUGAAAUAUGGCCGAGAAACGGAUAUGUCAAUUGCUCAGGCAAGAAAAGAAAAUCGUCGAAGGCUGUUUGGUGCUUCACAACAACAUCAUGCACACGCCGCUACUGCUAAACUGUCUAGCAACAAGGCAGAGAUCGUCGAACCAUACCAAGAACAGUUCGGUCAGAGGAUUAUCGUGAAAUGUGAUUCUUUGAAGUUUAGGCUACAGGCACCGUUAGAAGGAAGCGGAUCAUCGAAUGGGACUAUUGCGAACGGGGAUAGCGAUAUGUCAUUGUGCCAGCUCGAACCCUACUUGACAAGUGUGGCACUAUACGAUGCAAAAGCCAACCGCAAGCUUAGUGAGAACUUCUACUUUGAUCUGAAUAAGGAGCACGUGAGCGCUAUGCUAAAUGCCGCAUGUGAUCCGGAAAAACCGCAGUGUACAUCACCGAAACCAAUCAGUAAGUCGCAACAGAACGGUAACGGAACUCUACGACAUUCGAAGACUCGCUGCGAUACCAGCGACGAUCUACACUCGGAUGUUACGAAGGAGUGGUUAGCUCAGGCGAAACAUGCUGUAUUUAGUGUUACCACACCAAAUUCAGAUAUUUUCGUCGUUGUCAAGAUCGAUAAGAUUCUGCAGGGCGCUAUAAAUCAGUCGACUGAGCCGUACCUCAAAGCAACCAAAGAUGUAAAGAUUUUAUCUAAGUUGCAGAAAACGCUCAAACAGUACGCUCAGAAAUGUGGUCAUUAUCGCAUGCCGUUUGCAUGGGCAGCGCGUCCGCUAUUUCGGUUAUACAGCAACGAUUUGGAUACUUCGUUCGAUUUUCCUGCCAUCUAUCGGCAGGAAACAGCACGAUUGAAAGACGAUGAACUUCUGAAACUGUUGGCAGAAUAUCGGAAACCAGAUAAAUUCAGUAAAUUGACAGUAAUUCCGGGUUCUUUGAAGAUCUACAUUGAAACUUUGAAUGAGUUACCACCAAAUUGUUUGACAACUAGUCUUGUUCCACUAAAACCAUUCCCAUCACCUCCCACCGUUGAACCCACUUUGGAAAUUGCCGAAUUUGCCAGUACCUCCGAACAACAUUUGAAUCCUUAUGCCACCUACGUGAACCAUUUAUAUGUGUAUCCAUUGCAUCUGAGUUACGACAGCCAGAAGAUCUUUUCCAGAGCACGUAAUUUAGCCGUACUGGUAGAACUACGCGAUAGUGACACGUCCGAGGCGAAGUCCAUUGAGUGCAUAUACGGUCGACCUGGACAGCCCAUCCUGGUCUCGCAGAUGUCCUGCCCUGUUCUCCACCACAACACUAGCCCGACGUGGAACGAGGAAAUCAAACUUCGACUUCCGCUUCGAAUAACCACGCAACACCAUAUCUUGUUUUCGUUUUUCCAUGUGUCUUGCAGCAUUGCCAAAAAGAAAGACUUGGUAUCGGCCAGUACUGAGGUACCGGUCGGAUACGCUUGGCUACCGUUGCUAACUAAAGGCAAGAUGAAUAUCGAGGAACAGUGUUUAGCGGUAGCUGCAUCGCUACCGGUAGGAUACUUGUCGAUUCAACCGCUUGGUUUGGGCAAAGGGAACUCUGGUCCGGACAUCCAAUGGAUUGACAAUCAACGACCGAUUUUUACCGUGAACUUUCGGUUGGAUUCCACUGUGCUUACCACCGAUCAGCACCUGCACAAUCUAUUUGUUCAUGCCGAACGUCUGCUCGAACAGUCCAAAACGACCGUUUUGCCAGCUGAAUCAGAAACAUGCAAAAUACUGAAGGCCGCCCAUGCCAUACACGUGAGCUCUCUGAUAACGUUUUUGCCGACCAUCCUGAAUCAAUUAUUCACCCUGUUACUCGCUACCGUAAGCGAGGAGAUCGGUCUGAAUAUCAUCCGGUUGCUCGUUAACUUGUUUCACAUGGUAGCGGAGGAAGCGAAACGAAAAGAAUUACUGGUUUCCUAUGUAAAAUUCGUGUUUCGAAUCGAAGCGUUCCCAGUGAAUGGAUGUUCUCCGAAGUCACAACACGUGAACACAGUGCACGGUGAACUAUGCCGACAUCUGCCGACCUUGUUACAUCCGAACAAUACGGACUUUUUGCUUGUGAACAAAUUCAUGAAAUUUUCGGGAAUAUUUUUCGAUAUCAUUGUUAAAAGCAUGGGUCAAUUCUUACUUUCCACUGGUCGGAUCAAGAUGCAGCGUAACGAACGUUUCCCAAAAGAGUUUGCGGCACGGAUAGAGUCAUUGUUCCAAGUGUUGCUUCCUUAUCUAAACUCUCGCCAUAAAGAUCUUCCAGUGGAGACCGAACAGUUGAAUCGAAGCCUCUCGGUAUUUGUCAAACGCUGUCUGACCUUCAUGGAUCGUGGGUUCGUGUUCCGGUUGAUUCGCAUCUACAUGGAUCGCUGGGGACCCGGAGACUCUCGAGUUCUGCAGGAAUAUAAAUUCGCCUUCAUCAAAGAAAUCUGCUCUCACGAACAUUACAUUCCGUUAAACCUUCCGUUCUUACUUAGUCCAAAUAAUCGCCCACCGGAUCUGUUGCAGCAGUUCUGCCUUUCAGAUGACUUCUGUCGGCAGCAUUUUCUGGCCGGAUUGCUUCUACAGGAGGUAAAAGGAUCACUCAAUGAGGUUAGUCACAUUCGGAAGCUCGGCUUGACAAUACUUAGAGAUCAGUUGGCUAAACACGAUCUGGAUGAUCGUUACCCAAACAAAGGACAACACAGCCGCAUCGCACUACUCUACGUUCCUUGGCUCGGAAUUGUAUUGGAAAACCUCAGUCGGAUUUCUGAUGGAUUGGAAAAGAAAAAACACGACUCUAACGGAACGAACAGAAUCUCCUGCAACAGCAGCUACGUAUUCGCCAGGGAAUCAACCCCUCUUGCUACAGCACCGUCCAGAGUUACUUCUCAGACAAGCACUCCAAAGUCCAGAAGCAACCGUGUUACGAUGCAUUUCGAUUGUCCCAGUCCUAUACGAUCUUCACUACAUCUAAAGGAUAACAGUUUCCUGGCGGCAAUUGCUGGUCAAAUGUCACUAGCUAACGGUCAUUCCACGACUUCGCUUAACUCAGAAUGCUCAACAUUAUCGCAUGAUGGUACCGUCGUCAUACGAAAUCAACAGAGUGAAACUAACGGCUCCAUCCGACCUAGUCAUGCACGGUCGAUUAGUGUCACGCAGCCUACCAUAAUCCAAAGAACCGAUAAAUUUACCCCAGCAGAAACCAAAGAUAUGCUGAUAAGUUUUCUGUUUAUCGUCAAACAUCUUUCUCCUGAUCAUAUGAUUGCUUGGUGGCACAAUUGCACCGAAAGUGAAACCGUGCAAUUUUUUACAAUAUUAGAUCUUUGCCUACUGUAUUUCCGAUACGUCGGUAAAAAGAACAUUCAGCUGCUCAGUGACACCGGAAAAGAUUCGAAAGCUACGAAAUCAGCUAAAGCUAGCACUCUCCCGGCGAGGAUGAUGCCCCCGAGCAGCGAAUCUGCAAAUUCAUUCGAAUGUGGAACGUUGAACCAUCCGCAGAACCGAGAAAACCUCGUUGAAGAAACUAUGCGGUUACAGAGGGCACUUUAUGAAUCCAAUCUAGCAACCGAAAUUGGUUUGACGAUCCUGGACUGCAUGGGACUUUACUCAAUCCAGUUUCGCAGUUCUAUGCAGGAAAGCUCAGUUUUAGCCAAAAUUGCUCGAGUCUACUUGCGAUUUCUGCAGCUGGGUCAAUCCGAAUCCCUCUCGAAGCACGUAUUUGCAGCUUUGCGGGCAUUCAUCAACAAUUUCUCGCAAGCGCUGUUCAAAGGAAAUGCCAUUCUCUGUGGUCAACUGGUGUACGAAUUGCUCAAAUGCUGUGAUAGCCGGUUAUCUAGCCUACGCCAGGAAGCCUGUGCAGUUCUGUAUUUAUUGAUGCGAAGUAACUUUGAGUUCAGUGGGCGGAAGGGAUUGACAAGAGUGCAUCUACAAGUGAUUAUCUCUGUAUCGCAAAUGAUUGGCAAUGUGAUCGGAUUGAACAAUGCUCGAUUCCAAGAAUCACUUUCAAUUAUCAACAGCUACGCUACCAGUGAUAAAGCCAUGAAAGGGACCGGUUUCCCACUAGAAGUAAAAGAUCUAACGCGGCGAGUUCGAACCGUACUCAUGGCGACAGCUCAGAUGCAAGCUCAUCAUAUGGAUCCAGAGCGAUUGCUAGAGUUACAACAUUCCUUGGCCAAUUCGUAUGCUUCCACCCCAGAACUUCGACACACCUGGCUGGUGACGAUGGCUAGAAAUCAUGAACAGAAUGGGAACAUCUCGGAGGCUGCCUGUUGUUACCUGCACAUAGCGGCUUUGAUUUCCGAAUAUCUGAAAUUGAAAGGAUGCUGUGCGGUAGCAUACGGAGCGGAGUCGUUCUUGAAGAUCUCCCGAAACAUUCCACGUGACGAAAAGGGGUUGAAACUAGACAGUGGUGCUCAGGAUUCCCAAUACACGGAACAGUUGUUGCUUGAUCAGCUGAAAGAGUGUGCCGAAUAUUUAGAUCGAGCUGAGAGGCAUGAGUGUUUGGGUGUAUUGUAUCGGUUGAUAGUACCGAUUCUGGAAGGACGACGGGACUUUACCGGACUGGCACAGUGCUACGAGCACCUGAUGCAGUCGUACAAUCGAAUAAUCGAGUUCAACAAAACAGGAAAGCGACUACUGGGCAGGUUCUACCGAGUUGUCUACUACGGACAGGUCUAUUUCGAAGAAGAAAAUGGCGUAGAAUAUGUCUACAAAGAACCUAAGGUAACAUCUUUAAGCGAGAUAUCCGAGCGUCUAAACAAACAAUAUCGAGACAAAUUCGGAAGUGACAAUGUAAAAAUGAUAAUGGAUUCAUCUCCGGUCGACGUAUCCACGUUGGAUCCCAAGCUGGCCUACAUUCAGGUAACUCACGUAACACCGUACUUCUGUAAAGACGAGCUGGAGAUGAGACAAACGGAGUUCGAGCAGAACCAUGACGUUGAUACAUUUAUGUAUGAGACACCGUUUCUUCCGAAUGGUGGUGCUCGAGGUUCCGUGGAGGACCAAUGGAAGCGACGGACAAUAUUGACUACCCAGUACAGUUUUCCGUACGUGCUGAAACGCAUACCCGUCAAGGAGCGACAAUCUGUCGAGCUUAGCCCGAUCGAAGUGGCUAUCGAUGAAAUGCAGGCAAAGGUGGCUGAGCUAGAAGAGGUGGUCCUUGGGCCAAUAGACCUGAAAAAGCUUCAAUUACGACUGCAGGGUAGUGUGGCCGUUACCGUCAAUGCAGGUCCUUUGGCAUACGCUUCGGCAUUUUUAGACCCGAAGAACAGCUCCAAGUACUCUGCAGAUAAGGUGGAAGAUUUGAAAGAAAUUUUCAGGGAGUUUAUCCGUAUUUGUUACACUGCUUUACAAAUCAACGCCAACGUUAUCUCAUCCGAUCAGCGUGAGUAUCACAAUGCGUUAAAAGAAAACUACGAAAACCUGUGUUCGGCACUCAGCGAUUUACUAGGAGAGUUUGUGUAUCCUCUGGACGAUAGUACUAGCAGUGCUCACCGCCAUAGUCUUGCCUUGUUCAGUGCCAUAAGUGGGGCACCGAACAACUCCAGCACUGCAUAGAUAGGUUUACCAAAAAAAGGUACCACUUUUUCUAUGGCUUUUAUAAUCAUCUUAGGACAACGCACAACAAUUGUUGAAGAGGUUUACAAGUAACACAUGGUUAAAACAAUGCAGGAAAAGUGGUUUUGCAUCUUUAGGUAGAAUAAUUGAUAUAAACCACCGGCACACAAGAAUUCUUUGAAAGCCAUAGCCAUCAUGGGAAAGAAAAAACUAGUACAUUUGAAAAAAAAUUGGGAGGGAACCGUAAUCUUUCCUCGAAGUUAAUAAAUAUUAUUAAAUUAUAAAUGAAAUCUGCUCGAAGCAAAUCGUUCGCUCUACAGCUUCUCUUUCGGUUCAUUCAUUGGCAUCUGGCCUAUAACAGAGCUAGAAAUGCAUGUUGAAAACAGGCCCGGACAAGUCUUGUUUUAAUCUACAUUGUAGGUACAGUAAGUUAAGUUCUACCGUAAAAAAAGUCGCGAAACGGUACUACCAAUCUAGCAGACGAAACAUUGCAUUGUUUAGGUGUUAAAUCAUGUAAGAACAAAAAUUAUUUUAUAUCGAACAAAACAACAAAAAUUUUAUCAAUGGAAUUUGAGCGAUUUGUACCGGGGACUUCUCUUCUGCCGGUCAUUUUCGCUGGGAAAAUUUCAAAUUGGAACUUACCUCGCAUAACUUAGUUUCAGUUAAUCAGUCCUUUUUGGAGCGGUUCGAAGAACCACGGUGAAGAGGCGCAUGUUUCGUGUUCGAUAGUAGCGAAUACGCCCCAUUUUAUUCGAAGAAGAAAACAAUCUCCUUGCUGUAACUGUUUUGUUCCUCUACAUUUUUCUUUUUCAUAAAAACAUAUUUUAAUACCUACGACAAGAUGAACCCUACCAUACAAAACUAGAACAAAAAUGAUGAUGCAACAGAACAAUUUAAUGGAACAAUAUAAAAAUUAAUGAAUACAAGACUGCCGAGUAGUUCCAAAAAUUCAAAUUAUAUAAAACAAUAAUAUCAAUUCUACACGCACACUGUUUCUCGAUAGUUGUGCAUCAGUUUUAACUUACAUAAUUGAAAAACAGAACGUAACACCACGAGUUCACAUUAAAGAAUAGUGAAGUACUUUUUUUUCGGAUAAGAACUAAAUCAAUCAACUUCAGCUCAGUGCUUAAAGCAUCACUUAUUAAGAGUUUAAAUUAAAUUGUACAUUUUUUUGCUAGUCACAGGAUGAAACAAUCAUUUUAAUAUGUAUAAUAUUUUCUCUAUUUUUAUUUCUAUAUCAAAAGUCUCACGUUGUGAUUCUUGUAUAUGCAUUAUUUUCUUUUACAACCAUACAAUUUAAGAAUCAUUAAAAUAUAAUAUUGAUAAAGAACACUAUCUCAUAUCUUGUUGAGUUUACAGAAUUCGAUAAGAAUUUCGAAAGAUUUAGGCAUAUAUGUAUAGUAAUAAAUUGUUAUGGUCGUUGUAUUUACAGUUAUUGUUUGUUUACUCAAAAAAAAAUAUCGCCUCCGUUGAAAUCACAACCGACGGAAGAAAAUAUUUUUAUCAGAGGAACCGUGUUCAAAAUCUAAAACUUUAAUUAUAUUAUAUAAGCUUUUCUUUAACAGUAAGACAAUUUCAAAUCAGGCAAUUAGCAACUACCGUUUAGAAAUAAAUAAUAAUCCUCACUGUAGCAGGUAUAUUGUCAGGUAGCAUCUGAACCAAGAACAAAAAAAAAAACAGCGGUGAUUAUGCUUACUCGUAUACAUUAGUAGGUUUAAGUAGGAAUGUCAUGUUUACUGAAAUACACUCAAUUAUAGACUAGUACGAAUCGUAGAGAAUGAAAUCAUGGCGAACAAUUUCUAGAACUGUAUACAAUAAUCAGCCGGGAAGUUGAACGAAACGUACAUCGCAAACGGUCAGUUGAUAAGCGCAUCAUUAUUAUUCAGCAUACUGUGUUAUAUGAAAGUUGUACUCAAAUUGUAAUGGCAAAUAAUGGAAUAAACAAUUUAAUUGUGA
This is a messenger RNA of Malaya genurostris, 9322 nucleotides long. It is a transcript of the gene Ziz, whose product is annotated as dedicator of cytokinesis protein 9. Lineage: Eukaryota; Metazoa; Arthropoda; Insecta; Diptera; Culicidae. The record is from RefSeq and is a predicted model, not a curated record. Gene Ontology annotation, molecular function: guanyl-nucleotide exchange factor activity. Gene Ontology annotation, biological process: positive regulation of GTPase activity; small GTPase-mediated signal transduction. The transcript has 12 exons. Bases 797 to 7366 code for a protein of 2189 amino acids.